This is a messenger RNA of Didymella exigua CBS 183.55, 2100 nucleotides long. RefSeq names its product SET domain-containing protein. Lineage: Eukaryota; Fungi; Ascomycota; Dothideomycetes; Pleosporales; Didymellaceae. The coding region runs from base 169 to 1719 and encodes 516 amino acids. The transcript has 6 exons. Gene Ontology annotation, cellular component: nucleus. The record is from RefSeq and is a predicted model, not a curated record. Gene Ontology annotation, molecular function: protein binding; zinc ion binding; histone methyltransferase activity.
GCCAUGCCGCCGCAGCAACGCUCUACGUAACACAACCACCUAAGUUUCUUUAAAAAGCUACUAGGUCUUCUAGCAUAGACGUCUAGAUUCUCUAGCUUGCUUUUAGCAGAUUGUUAAUACUAGAAUCUGCACUCUUCUAAGAACUUCACCGCGCUGGCAACUGCAGUAAUGUCUACUAUGGUAGUAGUACCGAGCAGCAGCCGGCAUACACGUCAAGUAGUCGUUAGCAAGAUUCAUUCUGUCAUCUGCAACCGCGUCAAGGACGGCGACGAGCAGUGCCUCGUACGAUGGCACACUGGAACGAAUACCUCGAAUCCUCCUAUAAGCUGGCACUUGGUCAACGAGUUACGUAACUGCCUCGAAUAUGUCCAAGACUACCUGGAGCAGCGAGAGAAGUUUAAGAAGAUCUUCGCGCAGAACCGGAUACCAUCUAGGAAGCGCAAGAGCCCCGAGACAGAUUCAGCUAUCGACAGCCGCUCUUCAUCAUUCGAUCGGCGAUUGAAGCAGAAGCAGGAUGGCCGAACACCCUCGGUUUCGAGAUCAUCUUCAGUGUCAUCUAGCGUGGCAGCACCAACGACUUCCUCUCCAGAAGUAUACAAUGGUAUCAUGGAAACUGAUGAGCAUGGCUUCGUGUUCUGUCGAUCCGCAUCUGGUUCAGAUGUUGUUUCUGUCUUCAUCACAGACUUCCCUACCUUGGAAAUGAGACAGGCUGCCUACGAGUCGGAAGUAAGGACUGCUGCUAUGCUUAUACGUGCCAGAUACGUACGAAAGCUAGAACAAGUCCCUGGGCCGCCAAUCGAACUGCUGAACACUAUUGACGACUCCACGCCGUCUCUGCGCUUCCGCUAUAUCCCUCACCAUGUUCUAGGCGAGGGCGUAUAUCAGUACGCGGUGGAAACUGCAACAGGAUGUCAGCAAUGCUCUCCGCGGAUGGGCCGCGAUAUUGGAUGCGAGUACACCAAAAAGUGCGACUGUCUGGAAUACGCUGCCGUCAAUGAGGGUGUUCUGACAGACGAAGAGAAGAAGCGCUACAAGCGGUGUCAAGCUGAAGGUAUACCAACACUAGGCCUACCUAAGAGGUUCCCUUAUUUUGCCGAAGGGACAAAGAUCCAGAGAAGUGGAACUCUGAUCCCUUGGUACCUCAACUCUCGUCAUCCAAUCUACGAGUGCAACGACAACUGUCGCUGUGGACCCAACUGCCGCAACAAGAAUGUGCAAUUUGGUCGCAGGGUCGAGCUUCAGAUCUUCAAGACUCAGAGUGGUAGGGGAUGGGGCUUACGUUGCAAGCAGAAGCUGUAUCAAGGGCAGUUCAUCGACACCUAUCGCGGGGAAGUCAUUACAGAAGAGGAGGCUUCGCGCCGUGAGGGCACGUCUUCCAAAGCGAAAGCCUCGUACCUAUACUCCCUCGACAAGUUUGCUGAAUCUGAAGAGCUGGAUCACGAUCCCUACGUCGUCGAUGGAGAGUUCAAAGGAGGUCCCUCAAAGUUCAUGAACCACUCUUGCAAUCCAAAUUGCCGCCAGUACACAGUUAGCUUCAACAAGCACGACCCCUAUGUUUACGACAUUGCUUUCUUUGCCUGCAAAGACAUCCCGGCUGAGACGGAGCUGACAUUUGAUUACCUCGACAAGGAAGAAGGAGGAGCGAUAAAGGAUCCAGGAGAAGACGCAACUCCCUGCCUAUGCGGCUCUGCGAAGUGCCGUAAAUGGCUGUGGACAUGAGCGAGACUCAGGCACAUCACGUGGUAUCGGCAGGCACUCACAACGAGCCACUAUGUGUGAGUUCUGGUCCGGAUAAGCCCUGAUCGUGAUAUCAGUCAACAUCUCAUCUUCAUGCGGGGCGUAUUUGGGGGAGGGUACAUGCCGAUUUGAGUAAUUCACCGGCACCGUUGUCUUACACACUUAUGCAUCAGCGAAGAAGCAAGCGUUCGCAUCACUUUUUUCCAGCGUUAGCAGUCAAGCUUCUGCUCCACAUCACAAAUGUCAACAGGACCAAACCCAUGUUUUCGAUGUAUAUCAGUGACUGACAAAUCUCGCUUCAAUGCGGGCGGGAAGGGCCAUGGCCCUCUUCUAAAGCAGUGUCCAACUCUAGCAUUUUCAACA